CGGUCGUCGCCAGCCGUUGGGGGAGCGCCAGAGCGCAUGCGCGGGAGAAGCAGCGGUGGCGGCUCCUCGGCCUCGCGGCGGAGGAAGACGGGCGGGAUCCCAAAACUGAGAGGACGCGGCGCUGCUCCUUCCUCCGGUCAUCAUGGCUGACCAACUGACUGAGGAGCAGAUUGCAGAGUUCAAGGAAGCCUUCUCCCUCUUCGACAAAGACGGCGAUGGUACCAUCACCACCAAGGAGCUGGGCACCGUGAUGCGCUCCCUGGGCCAGAACCCCACCGAGGCAGAGUUGCAGGACAUGAUCAACGAAGUGGAUGCGGAUGGCAAUGGCACAAUUGAUUUCCCAGAAUUCCUCACUAUGAUGGCCCGGAAAAUGAAAGACACAGACAGUGAAGAAGAGAUCCGUGAAGCCUUCCGAGUUUUUGACAAGGAUGGCAAUGGGUACAUUAGCGCCGCCGAGCUGCGCCACGUGAUGACCAACCUGGGCGAGAAGCUUACGGACGAGGAGGUGGAUGAAAUGAUCCGAGAAGCAGAUAUAGACGGGGACGGGCAAGUCAAUUACGAAGAGUUUGUACAGAUGAUGACCGCCAAAUAAGACAAGCCGCUGCCUCUCGCCCUCCCCCUCGCUCGCCCGCCCCCCCUCUCCCCACGCCCGUUCAGGAUGGAAAGAUGGCCUGCUUCCCGCUGGGAUCUUAUCCAGCGCCACCUGUCUUUGUCUGUGUACAGCUCAUGCCCCAUUGACGCUUUUAGCAGUUUGUGGCCGUUCCCUGCUCUGCCCUCCCUUUGCCCGCCCUCCUCCUGUCCCCCGGGGUGGGAGCGGUGGUGGCCGGGGACGGUGCCUCGAAGCCCUUGUGGAGAGCGAUGGGCUGGACUAUGCGACACCUUUGGACCAAGAGGUGGGUAGGAAGGUGAGGCCGCCCCCUCUUCCCCUGGUUCAACCCCUUGCCUUGCAACCCACGGUUUUCUCUCCCUCCCCCCCCCUCCUGCAUUCAUGGACUGUUGUUGUAUGCAGCCUCCUUGCAUACUUCCGCCAUCGGACCGUUGUCUUCCUAGGACUAUCUGCAUAUCUUGGAUAUAUUGUAAUUGUUAACCUAAUCAAUAACCGUCCUCUCCACACAACCCCACCCCCUCCAGACCCUCUCCAUAGCUUCAGGGAAUGCUUCUGUUCCAUUCCAGUUGAUGUAAAGGUUUCUUUUUAUUAUUAUUAUUUUUUCCUCCGUUCUUCUUUUAAAUAAACUUUUGUGUUUCAAA
Messenger RNA from Ahaetulla prasina, 1248 nucleotides. Its product is annotated as calmodulin-1. The record is from RefSeq and is a predicted model, not a curated record. Gene Ontology annotation, molecular function: calcium ion binding. The coding region runs from base 143 to 592 and encodes 149 amino acids. The transcript has 6 exons. Lineage: Eukaryota; Metazoa; Chordata; Lepidosauria; Squamata; Colubridae.